Trichosurus vulpecula (common brushtail) is the source of this 3377-nucleotide messenger RNA. Its product is annotated as cyclin-Q-like. Gene Ontology annotation, biological process: regulation of transcription by RNA polymerase II. Gene Ontology annotation, molecular function: cyclin-dependent protein serine/threonine kinase regulator activity. The transcript has 2 exons. NCBI's taxonomy places the organism in Eukaryota, Metazoa, Chordata, Mammalia, Diprotodontia, Phalangeridae. The record is from RefSeq and is a predicted model, not a curated record. The coding region runs from base 1435 to 2184 and encodes 249 amino acids. Gene Ontology annotation, cellular component: nucleus.
AGACCAGGGCAGCGCUAGGCGGAGGGGGGGGGGAGGAUCUCACGCUAGGACUCCCGGGGGCGGGGCCGGGGGAAGGGCCGGGAGGCACGCCGGCCUAGGAGUAGAAGGGAGGGGUGUGGCGGGCAAGGCCGCGGGGCCCGUACCUUCCCAGGAGAACUCUCCUCCCGGCUCCCGCUUUAGGAACUUGUACCAGAAAGUCUCAGGGACGCCGGGCCCCGCCCCCUCGGGCUGCCGCCGCUGCUGCUGCUGCUCCCCGGCUUCCGGCGGCGGCUCCCCGGCCAGCUCCACCUCCGCGAGCCACAGGCCCGGCUCCUGCAGCCCGCGCGCCCCGUCGGGCCCAGCCCCGCCGCCCGCCCGCUUCAUGGCCACGGCCUUCUGAGGCUCCCAGCGCCCCAGCUCGGGCCGGGAGCCCACCAGCAGCAACUGCGGACGGCCCUGGGCCACGCCGGGAGGCACCACCACCCCGAAGCGGAACAGCAUCGCCGCGGGCCCCCCGAGACGCCGGCCCUUCCUCGUCCUCCUCUCCGAGGCCGCGGCCACCCCCGGGGGCCAAACCGGCACCGACGCCGUGCGGGGCUUCGCACACCGCGGGAAACAACUUGAAGCAGCUCCAACCUGACCUAUUCAACAGAUACUGUUGAUGCUUGAAAAUGCAAGAUUUGAAUGCCCUGCCGAGUUUCUCAGUACAGUUGCAGUCUCUCUUCUGCCCUGUGUGAUUGUCAGCUCAGCUUGUCGUCCAUCAUCAAUGUCUGUUUCAGGUAUAUGAACUGAUGUACUGAUUUACUUGCCUGGCCAUCCAACUGCAUACCCGAUUCUGGACGAUAGGCAUUUUUCAUCCUUUUCACCCCUGUAUGGAAGCUCCAUAAUGUUUUGGGGCUUGUUGUAAGCAGCACAAUAUCAUCCACAAACGGGAACCUCAGAAGACCUCACUAUCCACUUUUACUCUGCACAGACCAUCUUCCAUGACACUAACACAUACCUCUUAUGUUUGGUGUCAGUAAUUGAAGUGUUGUUUAUCUCUGAUUGCAUUCAUCAAGAAAUCUUGUAUUAACAUACUGAUAAGAGACUCCUCAAUGGAAGAGAGCCCUUGAGUGGUGGUGUUCUAAUCUCUGAAGUCAAAGGCUUCUGUAUUGUCCAAAAACAAAUACUAAAUACAGUGGAAUCUUGUUUUCUCUGUACCUUCCAGGCAGUUGGGUGACUGUAAAGAUACAUGGUAGGCUGUAGGAAGUCUUUUGUGAAUGCUGGCCGGUUCACAGUUUAAGGUUCCUGUGAUAUGUGUGUGGGUCAUUCCUGCAGAGACCUCAUAGCGGUAGUGUGUGUUUCUUCCUAUUUUGUUCAUCUCAUUUUGUCCUUCCUUGUGACUUGAAUUGAAUCUUUGUUUGGCAGUGAGGGACCCAAGGGGCCAGGUAUACAGUCGGGGUGAGGGUGUUAGCCAUGGAGUCAAGACAGAGCGAGAGCAUUACAGAGGCUGAAGAAGUGAGGAAAGAGGGGCACCUGGCCUCGGAGGCCAAAGUCCACUUCAAAGUGACACGGUUCAUCAUGGAGGCCGGUGUCAAGCUGGGGAUGCAGUCCAUUCCUAUUGCCACAGCCUGCACCAUUUACCAUAAAUUUUUCUGCGAAACCAAAUUAGAUGCAUAUGACCCUUACCUCAUAGCCAUGUCAGCCAUUUACUUGGCAGGUAAAGUGGAGGAGCAACACCUCAGGACAAGAGACAUCAUCAAUGUGUCUCACAGGUAUUUAAAUCCCAAGAGUGAACCUUUGGAGUUAGACUCCUGGUUCUGGGAACUGAGGGACAGCAUCGUUCAGUGUGAAUUACUCAUGUUGAGAGUUUUGCAUUUCCGGGUCUCCUUCCAGCAUCCCCACAAAUAUCUGCUCCACUACCUUAUUUCUUUAAAGAAUUGGAUGAAUCGUCAUAGCUGGGAGAGGACUCCCGUCUCUCUGGCAGCCUGGGCGCUUCUUCGGGACAGCUAUCACGGAGCAUUGUGCCUUCAGUAUCCUGCCCAGCACAUAGCUGUAGCAGUGCUCUAUCUUGCCUUGCAGUGCUACGGAGUGGAGGUGCCUGCCGAUUCCGAGGCAGAAAAGCCCUGGUGGCAGGUUUUUAGCGAAGACCUUACCAAGCCAGUCAUCGAUAACAUUGUGUCUGACCUGAUUCAGAUUUACACCAUGGACACAGAAAUCCCUUAAUUGCCCUAGGGCCAUCCAAGGAGAAGCAGACUUGCUUUGUCUGAGGGCCAAUAAAAUGGGUCCCAACUUCAAAAAGUUGGUAAGUCACAGGGACCAGCUUUGCACUAGCAAAAGGGGAAGAACUGAACUUGGAUUGUUUUUUGAUUGCUCUUUGGUAUCUGUGGUGGCUCCCUGAGCAGGUUUGGAGCUCAUGUUUGGAUACGAAUAGGUCCAUGUCGAAAAAGGAAUGUAUUGUAUCCAAUUGCCUUUUGCACCUUAGGAAUUUUUCGAAGAUGAACCUUUUGAAUUUGGUGCAGACUGUAUUUAGGCAUCUCUUCACUAAAACAAAAGCCAAAAUAGAAUAAUUGAUUGUACCCUUUGGGAUAGCUUUUCAAGCCAUACAUAAGCUUAACCUUCCAACAUUAGUGAAAAGUAUUUUAUUUUACAUAAUAAAAAGUAAAAAAUUUUUCGUAAAGAUGUGGAAAUAGGCAUAUAGUUUAAGAGCUUUCAAUGUUCUGUGGACUACGUUGGGAAUGGGGGGUGGGGUGAUAUUAGCCAGAAUUUUUUUUUUCCAUCUUGUGUUAUUUUCCUCUCCCUGAAAUACAUUUAUAAAAUAUGAUCAUCUUUUCAACACAAAAGUUCUUCCAAGAAUCCUAUAUGUUCGAAAUCUUGGAACACCUUCAUCUCUGAAGAAUCAAAGUUUUCCAGGAAACCCUGGGGAAUAUAAGAGGUAGUGGGGAAAAAGUAUGCCUAUUUCCACCAAUGACUGUGUGCAAGAAAUGGUGUAAAAUGGGAAAACUAUGAUGGACCAGUCAUGUAGCAACCAUCAGGGAAUAACAGAAAGACACAUGAGUGAUGGACCGGUACCCACACAAUGCAAAAAGCAGACAAGGGCUGUUUGCAUACUAGGUAGCUAUGUGGAGAAUCUCUGUGAGAGACUAGGGAAAAGAAUUGGAGGAAGAGACUGUAGAGAUGGGGUACUAUGAGCACCAAUAGAGGAAGCACCCUCAUGGAUGAGAUCAUGCAUUGAUUAAAGUGUUGGGAGAGAAGCUAAACGCUUUUAUAGUUAAGGAACCAGGGCCAUGUUGCCAACAAUUGGCCAAAAGAAACAACUCAUCUUAAGAUUUUCACUUAUGUCAUUUCCAGAACAAAUUUGCUGUUUAUAUAUUAGACCUGUUUGUUGGUUUCCUAAUAAAAUAAUUUUUUCAUGUUUC